AUGAAUAACAACAACAACAACAACAACAACAGCAGAGAAUCAAAGAAAAGCAGAAUAUCCCACGUGUGCGACGCGUGCCGUCAGAAAAAAGUUAAAUGCGACAAAAAGAAGCCAAUCUGUACCAGGUGUACCAAAUUAGGUCUCAAAUGCGUAUACACGCCAUUCCGUAAAAAAGAAGCCCCGGCUACUAUCGAAUCACUUCAAAACGAAUUAGAAAUUCUACGAGCUAAACUCGCUCGAACACCCUUAUCAUCAAGCUCUUCGGAAUCUGAGAGCACCUAUUCCUGUGCGUCAAGCAGUCCCAAUCCCAAUCCCAUCGUGUCCUGGAAUUCAAUUUCAUCUCCUGUUAAAUUUGGCGGAGUUUGGAAAGCUUUCUAUCCGCCGUUUUCGGACUUUGGGCUAUUUGCGAGGGAUCCUUGCUUGCGAACUAUGUUACCAGAGCUCUUCGAUCCGCCAUCGCACUUUAAAGUCGAAACGACUAGAUCGUCUGCGAAUGUUCUUCAAGAAAUUAUUGAAAUAUUGCCGCCAUUGCAACAACUUCAGGAGAUGCUUGUCUGUUUCGAAAGCAACCUCUACAAAUCCUACCCAUUUUUUAACAUCAGCGAUUUCAGCAAAGUGCUCGAGGAAAUAAUUUCUAUGCGCAGUAAAAACUCCCCACAUAGGGCAUUUGUGUUAGGCAUGUGCCUCGUUUUAUUACGCCUACAAAAUUCCAAAGCACUUUCGGUUGAUCGCAUCUUGAGCCUUUUAGAAAGACUCAACCUUUUAAGUUCUUCGAGUGAAAACAAUUUGGCAUGCUUACUGUAUUUCAAGUUGUCACUCUCGUCCCAAAAUCUGUGUCUAGAAAGCAGAGAUAAACUUUCGUCUGCUAUUGCCAAUAUGGCGCUAGAAAUGGGACUCUUUGCUAGCAAUUCUUUUCUGAAAGAGUCAUCUUACCGCGACUACUUAUGGAUGGGCUCGGUGAUUCUGAUUGACAGCAAUUAUUUUGCUGAUGAUUUGUUCCAAAACUUUUGCGAGCCAUCAUUUUCAUCGAUGCCAUCACUAGUAUAUCGUUAUCGGAUCAAAAAAUCAAUGGUCAUGUUAUCCAACAGCAUCAUGACAUCCAAAACAGUUGAAGACUGUGAAAAAAUACUGGAAGAAGUAAGCUCUUGCAUCGAGGAGGUUGAAAAACUGUCUCCAAGGUCGAUAUUGAACGAUGAUUCAUAUCUUUUGGUGAAGGCUCUUCGUCUUGAUUUUGACAUGAUUGUUCUUUUACAACCCAAUGAGCUCGUAGAUGAGCGCGAUCCGCUUCCGAAAAUGGUGCGAAUGGCGUCAGAUCUGCUUGACCACCUUUUUGACUAUAUUUCAAAAUUCGGAUGUGAUAAUGCGAUUUCUUUCCCGUUAAAGUCCGUGAUGUCUUGUGGUUUAAGUAUAUCGGAAAGGUUACGGAAGGAUUACAAAGGAGACACUUGCCCCUCUUCUCUUUACGAGCUGUGCGCAUUAUUCAAACAAAAGAUGGUGAGCUUCUCAAGUUUGUGGCCCGAAAAGACUGGUUGGAUCAAACGAGCUGCCUCACUUUCAAUCGAGAACCUGGAAUUCUCAAUGUUUGUGAUAGGGAUGGAUGAAGGCGUAAUGGGGCUUCAUCAGUUAUUCGAAAAUACUUUCAACCAAUCAUUGAAAGUAGGAGAAUGUCCUGAUGACAGCCAGAAGUUCGAUACGUCGGAUAGUGAUAUAUCAUAUGAUCGAUAUGCACCUGACGGUCAUGGUCUUUUGUCCGAGGAAAGAAAUUCGCUCACUCAAUCGCCGGUCAUGAUUGGUGACUUCGACAUUGAUGAAUUUUUCAGUAGUUUGCAGCAAAGAAUAUAA
Lachancea mirantina is the source of this 1842-nucleotide messenger RNA. The record is from the annotation of a GenBank genome assembly. NCBI's taxonomy places the organism in Eukaryota, Fungi, Ascomycota, Saccharomycetes, Saccharomycetales, Saccharomycetaceae.